Molecule: messenger RNA, 802 nt
Organism: Mangifera indica (mango)
Lineage: Eukaryota; Viridiplantae; Streptophyta; Magnoliopsida; Sapindales; Anacardiaceae
Product: transcription factor WER-like
Exons: 3
Coding region: 146-778 (210 amino acids)
Source: RefSeq, a predicted model, not a curated record
UCACCUGCAUCACUUAGAAGCUUGAGCUCUGUCUCUCUCCCUCCGUCUCUCUUUCCGUCUCUCAGUUGCUCUCUCUCUCUGUCGGUUUCCCUCUGUCUCUCUUUCUGUCUCUCUCUCUCUCUGUUUCUCUGCAAUUACAGCAGCAAUGGAAGGAAGAAGUGAAUAUAAGAAAGGGUUGUGGACAGUGGAGGAAGACAAAAUUCUAACGGAUUACAUAAGGGUGCAUGGCAAAGGCAAGUGGAAUCGAGUGGCUAAAGUUUCAGGCUUGAAGAGGUGUGGCAAAAGUUGCAGAUUGAGGUGGAUAAACUAUCUAAGCCCUAGUGUUAAGCGUGGCAAUUUCUCUGAGGAAGAAGACGACCUCAUUAUUCGCCUCCAUAAUCUUCUGGGCAACAGGUGGUCUUUAAUCGCCGGUCGGGUUCCGGGAAGAACAGACAAUCAGGUGAAGAAUCAUUGGAACACUCAUUUGAGCAAAAAGGUUGGAGUUAAAAAGGAAAAAAGCCCAGUGUGUGCUUCUUCACCAACAUUGUCUAAAGAAUUAGAAGAAAGUUUUAGCAUCCCCUCAGAAUCCAAUUCAAGACCUGCACCCAACUGCAUUAACGGCGAAGCAGUAGGCCUUGAAGUCACUGGAAGUGGGUCGCUUAGCUCGACCGAUUUGUAUAGCCCACAAGAACCGCAGCCAUGGAGUAGCAGUGAUGAUUUUGAUCAUAAUUCUUUUUGGUUAUUUAUCAAUGAUGAUCUAAAUUUACAAUUUCCAAACUUAAUGGAAAUUCUUGAAUAGAAAACUCUUGAUCUUGUACUUGAA